Molecule: messenger RNA, 1590 nt
Organism: Cavenderia fasciculata
Lineage: Eukaryota; Evosea; Eumycetozoa; Acytosteliales; Cavenderiaceae
Gene: nat10
Product: putative N-acetyltransferase
Exons: 2
Coding region: 1-1590 (529 amino acids)
Biological process (GO): rRNA acetylation involved in maturation of SSU-rRNA
Cellular component (GO): nucleolus; 90S preribosome
Molecular function (GO): tRNA binding; 18S rRNA cytidine N-acetyltransferase activity
Source: RefSeq, a predicted model, not a curated record
AUGACCGACGACGGCUCCGGGCUCCCCACCAUCCUCUGCGCCAUCCAAGUCAGUCUUGAAGGAGCUAUCGCCAAGGAAGCUAUCCUCAACUCGAUCAGAAAGGGAUACCAAUCCAGCGGCGACCUCAUCCCAUGGACCCUCACCCAACACUUCCAAGACGAAGAUUUCCCACGUCUCUCUGGUGCUCGUGUCGUCCGUAUCGCAACUCACCCCGACUACCAAAAGAUGGGUUACGGUACUAAAUCUUUAGAAUUAUUAACUCAAUAUUAUCAAGGUGAUAUUAAUACAAUUAAUGAAGAAAUGGAUGAAGAUGAAGAAAAUGAAGAUGAUGAAGAUGAAGAAGAAGAAGCUGAAGAAGAAGUUUCAUCAUCAACUAUUUCAAAAUCAAAUUUAUUAAUUGAAAAGAUUAAACCAAAGAAGAAUUUACCACCAUUAUUAUACAAGUUGACAGAAAGAAAGCCAGAACUACUUCACUAUGUUGGUGUCAGUUAUGGUGUCACCUCCCAACUCUACCAAUUCUGGUCAAAGUCUGGAUACCUUCCAGUCUACCUUCGUUUGGCAUCCAACGAUAUCACUGGUGAACACAGUUGUAUCAUGUUGAAGGAAUUAAAGAUUGGUCAAGAACAACAAACCAUUGCAUCCGAAGGUUGGUUGUCUUCUUUCUACCAAGAUUUCAGAAAACGUUUCAUUUCACUACUUGGUUAUGAUUUUAGAAAUUUCCAAGCUUCCCUUGCUUUAAAUAUACUUCAAGAUAAAUUAAAUAAGGAUAAUAUUGAAAAUUUAGAUUUAUAUUUUUCAAGUUAUGAUUUAAAGAGAUUGGAAUCAUAUACAAAUAAUCUUGUUGAUUAUAAUGUAAUUGUUGAUAUGUUGCCAAUGGUUGGUAAGUUAUUGUUUAGCAAUCAAUUGAAUCAAGUUAGAUCCAACCUUUCGUUACUUCAAAUGGCCGUGAUCUUGGCCAUCUCUUUGCAACACAAGUCUUUGGAUCAGUUGGCCACCGAGCUCAACGUCCAACACAACCAAGUCUUGUCUGUCUUUUCACAAGCCAUGAGACGUGUCUCGCAAGCACUCAAACAAUUCAAGCAACAAUCCAUCGACGACUCUAUCCCCAAACCAAAGAAGGUGUUCAAGAGCAAGAACGCUAUCGUUGAAAGUGUCCAAGAUGAAUUGGAAUCGGAAGAAAAAAAGAUUAAAGAAAAAUUGUACGCAAAGCAAGAAGAAGAAGAGGAAGAAGAGGAAGUGUUGGAAGAACCUAAAAAGGUCAAGGCAUUGACUGAAAAGGAAAAGAAAAAGGCAAAUGCCGGAAAGAAGGAUUUGGAUAUGGACCAAUUCAAGGAAUAUUUAAUCGAUCAAGAUGAAGAGGUUUGGAGCAAGGCUUUAAAGGGAGGUAAAAUCCCAACUACCAUCUCUGUCCCUUCGGCUGCUGGAAAACGUAAACAAACUGAUGGUGGUGACGAUGAAGAUGGAUCCUCAAGUAAAAAGGAAGCCAAGGAUAUUCAAGACCCACAUCACCAAUUAAAAAAAUUAAAAGAAUCAAAACAACAACAACAACAACAAAAAGGUAAUUCUAAAAAGAAAUCAUUUAGAAAGUAA